Amphibalanus amphitrite is the source of this 3200-nucleotide messenger RNA. RefSeq lists its product as uncharacterized. The record is from RefSeq and is a predicted model, not a curated record. NCBI's taxonomy places the organism in Eukaryota, Metazoa, Arthropoda, Thecostraca, Balanomorpha, Balanidae. The coding region runs from base 401 to 2413 and encodes 670 amino acids. The transcript has 7 exons.
UGUCCUUCUCCGUGAACCUUCUACAUGCUAAAUGUCACGUGUAAAUUUCACGAACCUUGAUCAAAUCGCCCCAGGGGCGAUUUGUCUUCACCGUCGUCUUCACCGUCGUCCUGUUUUUAAACUUGUAUUGUUAUUUUUUUUUUGUAAAUCAGGGACGCUCUUCGCUCACAGCUGAAUGCCCCACGGCGACCUCCUCUUUCGAUUGUACCUUGACCUAUACCCUCUCAAUGUUGAUGAUACUUUCAUAUACACUGUGAUGAUGAUAAAUAUAGGUACAUAACAUACCUACAUGUACAUACUACAGGUACAUACAUGAUAAGUACUUGAUGUACCUACAGAUCCUGCCAAAAACAUAAGUAAUCUUCCCGGAAACCAGGGUGCAGGGGCCUUGGGUGCAGUCAUGGAUAAGAACUGUCAAAAUAAGUCCAGCAUCAGAAAGCAGCUCAACACUGAAGAUGAUUUAAGGAGUUGUGUGCAGAUCGACCAUGAGGAGCCAGCAUCAUCUAGCGACAGCACUGCAGAGGAUAGUGUGCAUACCGAUGGGGCCAACAAGCUGGCCAUGGCGGCUGACUUUGGUGGCGCCGACGCCAGCCGUCCGGCCGGUGCUGGGAGGGAGGGAGCAGACGUCUCGUCUGCGGGCGGAGACAGCUGUGCUGGGGGUGAUCCUGAGGGCGCCCGGUCUGAGCCGUCAGGGCAUGUGAGCGGCCCGGCGGCCCGGCAGGACACCGGACAGCCGUCUGCGCGCUGCUCGGACUGCGCGGAGGAGCCGGCAGCGGGCAGUGAGCGCCGGGCCGCGCCGUCAGACAGCGCUACCGGCAGCCAGAGGGGAGGCGCCGACAGCAGCAGCCAGCCCGCCGACCGGCUCACCGCCCAGGCCCGGCUGCAGGAGGCCAUCGACAAGGUCGAACAGCUCGAUCGCAGUCUGGAAAAGAAGCUGAAGGAAAACCUGGAGGCCAAGGCUGUGACGGCCGACCUGCGCGCUCUGGUGCGUCGCGAGCUGGCGGAACUGGACGGCCGCCGCGCCGGCCGGCAGGCCAGCCGUGAGGAGGCCGACAACACGCUGCAGUUUCUGCGCGUCCUCGUCGACAACGACUCGGAGUCGGAGACGAGCGGCCGGGUGACGCCCAUCUUCCAGACUCAGGUGCGCUUUGGGCGCGCUGAAGUGCCGGCGGCUCCGGCCGCUGACGGCCCCGGGCCCGCGGCUCCGGCCGACAGGGCCGACCGCAGUCCGGACGAGCCGGGCGGUCCGCUGGACGGUCCGCCGCCGCCGCUCGGUCACCCGGCCAGCCACCAGUACUUCAUCAGGAGAAACAUCGAGCUGGCCCAGGAGGCCGGCGGCGCGCUGGCCAUGACGGACGAGGAUCGCCGCCGGGUGGAGCAGCUGCUGGACCAGGACGACGACCGGCUGGAAAACGCCUUCAGCGUCGACGAGCAGCACCGCCGGCUGCUCAGCUCGCUCGACGACCGACUCAGCAGUCUGGGCGCCAGUGUAGCCGGCCCGGCCGGCUCGACGUCCCUGGUCAGCCAGCCGGCUGGCGUCGGUCCGCCGACCGACGGCGGCGGCGACUCGGAGCCCGACUACCUGCAGGCGAGCCGGCACGACCGGGAGGCCAGCGCGCACCUGGAGACGCUGCACCGCCGCCUCCAGCGGCUGGCCGAACCCGCGGUACGGCGCGACGCGAGGACGCCGGCGGCAGCGGUCCGCGCGGCCCGUACACGGCUCAGCUGUCUCGCACGGCUCACAUAUCUCUGGGACUUUUUGCUACGGCUGUUCACUUUUUGCCGCAGUCAUGCCGGACAGAAGUGGGCCCGCUGUAACCGGUCGUCCUGCUGCUCCGUGCCGGCAGGAAGUGCGCCCCCUGGACCGCUCUGCCGUGGACGCUAUGGUCCAGGAGACGAUCGCGUCGCUGGCGGCGGCUCCGGGCGGCCUGGGCGACCCGGGCGCCGGCUCACUGGUCUCGGUGCCGUGCCGCGGCUCGGACGGCGGCGGCGCGCCCAGCGAGGCGCCCACAGAGGCCACCCUGGACGUGCGCUCCGUGCUGAGCGGCACGCGACUGGACGAGAACGAGCGGCAGCUGGCGGCCGAGCUGCGGCCAGACUCGCCCACCGCCUGGCUGGUGGCCGUCAGCCAGGGAGACCAGCGGCUGCAGCUGGUGGUGCCGCGGCUGAGCCGAGCGCUGAUCGCGUCCCUGCUCUCCGGCGACCACGAGAGCGGCGCAGACGUCACCGCCGGCGGCCACUGCCACCACGAGACCGGCGCAGACGCCACCGCCGGCGGCCACUGCCACCACGAGACCGGCGCAGACGUCACCGCCGGCGGCCACUGCACCGCCGGCUCGCCGACACUGGUCCACGACUGACGGAUUGGACUGGUGGACUGACGGACUGGACUGGUGGACUGGUCCGGGACUGACGGACUAGACUGACGGACUGGACUCAUGUACUGGACUGAUGGGCUGACAACGACUGACGGACUGGUCCUAGACCGGCGGAUCAAACUGACGGACCGGUCUUACGCUCGACUUACGGGGACGAAUGGACUGGACUAAUGGACUUACGGACUGACAGACUGACCCGGGACUGAUGGACUGGUCCGGGACUGACUGACUGGACUGGUGGACUGGACCGGUACUGACGGACUGGUCGCACUGGCGGUCAGGCCGGGGUGUGACGGGACUGGCGGACGUGCUGUUCAUCGGUGCGGGCUGACGACUGACGACUGCGGGCGGAGCGCGCCGAGCCGAGAACGGACACCAGUCCGGUCUACGGCGGCAGUUCGGACUGGCGGUCAGCUGACGAAUGAGUCUGUAGCCGGAGACUGGUCAAAGUCGGGUCAGACUGAUGGACUGACGUGUCUGACAUUGUCAGUGUGUCUGGGCGGGAGAGGGACGCGCAGCGGACAGCUCGAGUUGCUCGAGGCGAUCUCGGUUAGGUGCUAUAAAUUUAUGUCAUGUACGUACUGUUGAUGCUUGGGACACUGUAUAACACCGUACGUGUUGGAAGGUCACAUUGCGUUUCGCGGUUUACGACAUGCAGACAUUUCUAGUCAUCUGGACUGGUCAGUGGUCAUUUCUACUGUAAAUUGUUCGGCAGCGAGCGCGUCGUAUCAAUGCGGCUGGUGACACAUUGUUCUGCCAGCCUUACUAUACACACCUGAAAAAGAAUAGGUAUAUGAGGCCUUAUAAUAAAUGGUUUCCAGA